GGGUGAUACAAAUUUGUGCGCUAUGUUCGUCUGACCGGUUGAGGGGCGGGUGAUUAGCAUUUAGUUGUGAGGUUUCUCUGAUUAUUUGACUAGAUGAGCAUUAUUUGCAUGAAGCACUGCUCGUCACUGCUUCAGAGAUCAGUGGACUCACUUAACUUAUUACAAGGUCUCUCACACCGCGACGAAUCAGCAAGACAUGAAGCAGCUACAACUAUUCAACGAAUAUUUGAUUCGUGGUAUUUCGGAUUCGGAAGCCCUGCCGUUGCUGGAUUCUUGGAAACUAUGGCCAACGACACCGGUGGUGCCACACUUGAUACUUCGAUGCAUGGUCUAAUUACAGAGCAAAUCCCAGAUCUUUUAAGGAUUUCGUAUACUGGUCCAUCUUCUGACAUACGGUCCGCUGCAAGAGAUAUUCUUCGUGACCUGAAGGUUUCAUCGUUUUCAUGAUCACUGAGUUUUAGACGAAAAAGGGGUUCAGAAUACCAAAUAUCACUUCACUGUCGCCUAGUUUUAUUCUCCCACUAAAUGAAAUGGAACAUAUGAAGUGCCUAACGGAUGAACCAAAUGAAGGGGAUCUUCACUACACCACCUACAUCCUAUUUCGGGAAUACUGGUUCCAGUGGGGACGCCUAAGCAAUUAUAUCAAUGUGAUGGGGUAUCACCCCGAAUAUCUUGAAUGUUUCAUGAAACUAAAGGACCACCUCUUCCGUGGUGAUUUACCGUUACCUUAUCCAGAUCGUUACUACUUGGCAAUCAUAGCAGCCGCUGAACAACGUUGUAUUUACUUGGUUCUUCUCUUUGUUCGUCAAUUUAUCAGUUCUGGUGGUCCCUUGUCUUGGUUGCAAGGCGUACAAUAUGGGCCGCCGAAAUGGCGCCAGUUAUGUGGUCUAAAUAGAGACCUUACUAAUCGUCCUUGGAAAAUUACAGCUGAUGAUAUAUACAACUUAACCCACGGUGGGGAUUCGAAUCCGUCCAAAGAAGCUUUGUCAUUAUCAGAAUUGAUGCAUGCUGUCGGUAUUUUGUCUCAGGUUCAUGCCUUAGCUUGUUUCAUAUUUGGUUGUGGAAUUCGUCCUGAGAUUGAUAAUUACGAUGGUUUGAUUAAUUUAAACGAGGGAAACAGUACUAAUCAUGACGAAAAGACUUAUGAUAAUUAUGCACAUUCUUAUAGUCAAGUAAAUAAUGGAAAUCCUCCUAGUAGUCAUCAGGACCUUGAAAUUAGAGACAAAUGCUUUUGUUCAAUCGAACCAUGGGAUAAUCGCGUUAUGGAAAAUGGCAAUACAAAUAGUCAAAACUCACAUACCGAUCAAUCCCUCGAUGAAAAUAAAAAUUUAUCAGCAAGCAAAUUGCUAAAAAUCAUUCAGACAGAAGAUUCAACUUGGGAGGAAGUUGCAGAAGAUAUUGUUGCUGAACAGUUCCUAGCUGCAAUCAGAUCUAAUGUUCAGUUGGAUUCAGAAAACCUCUUCCCGUCUAGUGGUAUGAUGAAGCAUAUUGAAAAGUUAUCUCAUCAUCCACUUAUCUCCCGUUUCUUGGAUUCACCACAGUCUGGUUACAAAAACUUUGAUACUCGUCCAUUCCAUGUUGCAGAAUAUUCAUGGCAAGAGGAAGGCUCGGCUUUAGCGGAUCGUUUAUGUACAGAACUUGGCUCACUUUUGGACGAAAAAUUCCGUAAUGCAUAUGAUUUGACAUAUAACACUUUGAAUAGUAUUACAAACGUUGAUACUUCUCUCUAUCGUCGAACAGUGUGGAAUGAAGUUCAAAGUUUUUUUGGUAUUUGUCAUGACGACUUUCGUUAUGAUCGUGUAGAUCGUUUGCUUACUGUUUCACAACGUGCCUAUUUGAAACUAUGUGCCACUUUUCCAGUCGCCGUUUUUUCAGUUCAGACUCUCAAAUUUGAGAACAUUUUCCCAGCGCUAUCAUCUUCUGAAAUGAUUCAUGUUAUCCUUAUGGUUAUAGAAGCAAGACAACAGGCUUGUUUACUGUAUGUUCUUCGGGCUAUUUCUGAAUGUCAGACUAGAAGUAAUUAAAUAUGUACUUCAAAAUGAUUUCUUAACAUGUUUGUUUGUCUAGUUUAUUCCUACAUUGUCUGCCGAGACGUCACAAGCUGUUCAUAACAUAAUUUGGAUUUUUCAUAUUUAUUUUGUCUUCUGACUCCAUAAUGCAUUUGCACUCACUCAAAAGGCUUUCAUCUUUGAAAAAAUCUUUAUACGUCUACACAAUAUCAGAGGUUUCUUGGGUUUGAGUUUACAAUUUUGCCGGUAGAAUUCACAUAACAGUUGUUUGCUAGCGCCAUUAUUUGUUUCCAGUUUUAUUUCUCUCUUAGUUCUCACCAUCCUUUCAUUACUGGUCAACAUAGUUUCUGCAGCUUAUUUUUACUACAGCUCACUGUACGCCCGGUAUCGAAGCAUAACGAUGGCAAUAUUGAGAAACUUAAUGCCAGUCAUGUGUCUGUAAUUAGUGGGUAUGCUUUAUCUAAAUGUUGUGUUGAACUAGCUCAAACUCCUUAUCUGAUUAUUGUUAUCAUUGUCCAUAUUUUUCUCUGUGAUUUUCUGAGGUGGCGUUGUGUGUCUUAGUGUGUUAUAGUGUCUCGUUAUUGAAAACAGACACUUACCCUUUGCUCACAUUCUCCACUUCACUUUAUUUUACAGUUUCAUCAGUUUAUUUUAUUAUAUAUUCACGUCUGUCUGCACUUCAUUUUAGGAGGCUUUUUAUUUCCUGUCGUUCCACUAUUUGAAAAUUUUACUCCAUACUGCCUUUUCAAAGAACUUUAUGCUUUUAACGUCGUCAUGUCUUUUCCUGUAAUCAUGAUUUUAUAUUGGCAUUCACAGCGACUCUUUGGUUUCUAAUAGCAUUGUAAUAAAUGAGUUUUUAUCAUUCGCUCUUUUUAUCGUUAACUAUCUAUCCUGAUUUUAAUAUUUCCCCCCUCCCCCAGCCCCCCAUGUCUUUGAAUUUGUUUUUAACACCUUUGAUGGCGAAUGAAGCGAAAAUAUUUAACUUGUUUAUUUAUCUGUAUAUCUCUGAUCUUCUUGAUUAAAUGGUAUUUACCUCAUUGUGCGUGUGAACUUAUUCUUCCUUAACUUUUAUGUGUAUAUGUGUGCUUCAGUUGUCAGUAAGGUUCCUUUUUAUUAGCAAAGUUUGUGCAUAUGUGUAUGUUUUCUUAUCAGUGGACAGUUUUGAAUAGACUUAGGCUUCAGUAUUUUUGCUUUUCACACUUCUCAUAUAGCUUCUGUCAUCAUUUUCGGUUCUGUUACUUUACUGUGAAACUUGUAAAAUUGUUAUAGAAAAAAAAACAAGAUCCAAUGGCUACUGGGAGAAAGUGUCUUCUGUUUUUUUUUUUACUUUUAUCUCCAUCUGAUGUGUAUAGAUGUAUAGCAAACUGGUCGGAUUUUGUCUUGAAAAAUGUGUUCAUGGUUACAUGAAAUAUGUAAACAGUUUGCAACUCUUCAUGGUUGACUUAUUCUGUUAUGCGUUUGAUGGUCGUGAGAUGCAGGAUAUACUAAGUUUUGUUGACUUGUUAGUAAAAG
Messenger RNA from Trichobilharzia szidati, 3521 nucleotides. The record is from the annotation of a GenBank genome assembly. Lineage: Eukaryota; Metazoa; Platyhelminthes; Trematoda; Strigeidida; Schistosomatidae.